AUGUCUUUGUCCGCUGGUGAUGCUAAAAAACGUGAGGAAACGCUGAGAGCAAAUAACUUUCAAGACGACAGUUUGUGCACAGAUGAGUUCGAGAUCAUCUCUUGCGACACAUUAGGUAAUGGUGCCGCUGACAACAAUGACGAUACCGUUUCUCAGUGGACUACUAAGCACAGUAUCAACGUCGAGUCAACUAUUCCAAUGAAUAACCUUGCCCAUAUUUUGUGUUCAGCACACUCAGAGGUUCCAUCGCUUACUUCAGGAUCUACUUUCAAAUCUGUAGCCGAGAAUUUCGACGGGGAAGUAAACGGGCAGGACGGUCAAAAUAAAACGCAAAAUAACCGAGAUGAAACUGCUAUCCUUGUUGGUACAGUUAACUCAGCAC
Molecule: messenger RNA, 382 nt
Organism: Ostertagia ostertagi
Lineage: Eukaryota; Metazoa; Nematoda; Chromadorea; Rhabditida; Trichostrongylidae
Source: the annotation of a GenBank genome assembly